AUACUGUCUAGAUAUAAUUGCUUUGUGUUUUUUAAUAUGCUUCUGGUUAUUCAAUUUUUAAAUACUUAUUUUGACAAUUCAACAAGAGGGAAGUUAAAAAAAAGUUGUUUAUCUCGUUUUUUACAAGACACCACAGGGAUACAUAAUGAAAGUGGAUAACUAUGAAGACUUGGUCAAAUGUGGUUACUUAGAGAUGAAGCUGCCAAGAAAACACAGAAAACUUGGAAGACAGGCGUGGAGACGAAAAUGGUUUAUUCUCCGACGUAAGUCGUCACAGGGCGGACCGAGGUUGGAGUAUCACAAAAGUGAGGAAUCAUGCUUAAACGCACAAAACAAAACUGUUGUAGAAUUAAAAACUUUAACGAAAAUAGAUGAUUCAAAUAAAUCGAAAAGUCGAAGUAUAACAUUCAAAUUGAUAUUUGAAGAUACUUUCCUCACUUUAUCCACGCAAAACACGAAUAACAUGAACGAAUGGAUUCGCCUUAUACGAAAAUUUGUGGCGUUACCGGUACCCAAACCAACGCCCUUAUUACCGGUUGUUGAAGGUUCUUUCCAAGUGACAGUAAUAUAUACGGAGGAUUCAGAAAGUAUGAAUUUAGCUGGAGAAUAUUUGAUGGUGGUCACCUCUGAACACCUGCUUCUAUAUCGAAAUAGUAACGUGAUAAAUAGAAGCGAUGAAGUAGGAAGAAACGGUAGCGACGGGAAAAGUCGAAGUACUGAAGUUGCAAAAUGGGAUCUGGAUGACAUACCAAGAUUCCGGUUACAAAAAUUGAACCGUUUAAACGACGCUGAGAAAAUUUUUAUCGUUAAUUUAGCUAGAACCAGUCAAACUACUGAAGGCGAGUUUCAAUUUUUAACACAAAAUGGACGAGCGAUAUUAGAAACAGUCAAAUCUCGUAUUAAACAACGCAGUCGCAACAAUGAAGAUUCCCCACGUUCAAGUCCUGUGGAGGAGGUAGCGAAUUCUAAUUCAAGCUUCGGCGUAGAGGCUUCUCGCUCAAGAUCAUGCUCUGGUCGCAGCCAUAUCUCCCACCAGUCAAUUCCAGACUCAACUGUUUCGAAAGUAUCAAGUACUUCAGAUAGAGAAAUUCCAACUCGUCUAGUCUCGUCUGAUUUCUCGACUUUUUAGUACAUGUGAAAAUAUUUGAAUCUAUGUGUACAUUAUCUUCUUUUUUUGUAAUUAAAUUUUUCAUAAAGAAAUUUGUAGAUAUUUAUAUAUAUUUAAGAAAUAGAUAAAUGCAGAGAUUACAGGCUCAUGA
Molecule: messenger RNA, 1259 nt
Organism: Hydractinia symbiolongicarpus
Lineage: Eukaryota; Metazoa; Cnidaria; Hydrozoa; Anthoathecata; Hydractiniidae
Exons: 5
Coding region: 146-1129 (327 amino acids)
Biological process (GO): cell surface receptor protein tyrosine kinase signaling pathway; positive regulation of MAPK cascade
Cellular component (GO): cytoplasm
Source: RefSeq, a predicted model, not a curated record